GUACGCACAUAGAUAAGGUACAUCAUAAUUCGUACUACUGUAGGACGCAAGUCGGGCAAGCCACGCGCAUGCAUUUGACGGAUGGUUCAAUGUUUGUUUUAGUUCCGGCCCCACUAUCACUUUAUCAAUUUAUCGAUAAGCUUAACAGAAAAAAAGUUCCCGUUGCAGAUCGCGAAUUGAAUUGAAGACAUCCUCUAGUGGCCAUUUUCACAAGCAUCACAUACUUCAACAAACAAUGGCAGCUGUAUAUAAGUCGCUGUCCAAGGGGACCAACAGCCAGAAGGCUGAAGCCCCUGCUAAUGGCAUCCGAAAAAACAAGCAAAAAGUUUUAAUACUCUCCUCCAGAGGUGUCACUUACAGACAUCGACAUUUACUUAAUGAUCUCGCGGCUAUGCUUCCCCAUGGCCGAAAGGACGCAAAAUUAGAUACGAAGUCUAAGCUUUACCAGCUCAACGAGCUUGCGGAACUUUACAACUGCAAUAAUGUGCUGUUUUUCGAGGCGCGAAAAGGCAAGGAUUUGUACGUGUGGUUGAGCAAGGUUCCUAAUGGACCUACGGUGAAAAUGCAUCUUCAGAAUUUACAUACGAUGGAAGAGUUACACUUCACAGGCAACUGUUUGAAGGGUUCAAGACCAGUUCUCUCCUUUGAUGCCGCUUUCGAUAAGGAGCCUUACCUAAAAGUCAUCAAGGAGCUUUUCCUUCACACAUUCGGCGUGCCCCAAGGCGCGAGGAAAUCCAAGCCUUUCAUAGACCACGUUAUGGGGUUCACAUUUGCAGACGGAAAGAUAUGGGUGCGCAACUACGAAAUCAAAGAGUCAGAAGCGCCAAAGGUGCAGGACGGAGAGAUGGAGGUGGAUUCUAAGCUUUCCAAGAGCCGAAACAAGGAACUCGACGUGAGCUUGGUAGAAAUUGGCCCGCGAUUCGUGCUCACCCCUAUCGUCAUCCAGGAGGGCUCCUUCGGCGGACCGAUCAUCUACGAGAACAAGGAGUUUGUCUCACCGAACCAGGUCCGAGCCGACUUACGAAGAAAACAGGCUUUGAAGUACCACGCCCGUGCAGAGCAGCAAGUGGAGAGACUGGCGAAGAAGGGAGAUCUGGGACUGCGGACGAACGGUGGCAAGCCGGCUCCAGUGGACGCGUUGGACACGAAGGAGCUGUUCGCUUAACUAACUUAGAUGUUGUAACUUACUAUUGGCGUUCUGGCGUUCCCUAUGACACCCAGGUAUCUUCAGAUAGGUAUUCUCUAGCACAUAUGCUAGUUUUAAGCUGAACUAAUACCCUGCAACAACUAACUAACUACCUCGUCUUCGUUAUAGUCUUCGUUAUGGAAAAAAAAGUACUUGUUUAACAGUUCAUUGUAUCUUGAUCAUCAGUUUCUAUUUACCUCAGUUAACUAGUAGUAACCCAAAGGUAGCGUAUGUUGAGCACCAUGGCGUUUAAUAUUAUUCUUUCUCUAUGAUUAUUUAGUUUGUUUCUUGAAUUGACAAUCCAGUUUGCAAAUGCUCCUGUAAGACUUUGAAUUGUGAAAUGAGUUAACGGUUGUGACGUUUGGCAUUAGGUUAGGUAUUAACUUGUAUUCCCAGCUGGCUGCAGAAGAAUCUUGCUGUAGUAAUAAAUGUUACCUACUUACACACAAGCAGGUUGAAUUUAUUAGGUACCUACAUUAGGUACAUGUAUUAUAUGAUAAGCCCAUGUAGGACGGGAAAGUACGAUAUCCAUUUACACC
Molecule: messenger RNA, 1725 nt
Organism: Daldinia caldariorum
Lineage: Eukaryota; Fungi; Ascomycota; Sordariomycetes; Xylariales; Hypoxylaceae
Product: Brix-domain-containing protein
Exons: 3
Coding region: 236-1165 (309 amino acids)
Biological process (GO): ribosomal large subunit assembly; rRNA processing
Cellular component (GO): nucleolus
Molecular function (GO): rRNA binding
Source: RefSeq, a predicted model, not a curated record